This is a messenger RNA of Coniosporium apollinis CBS 100218, 3276 nucleotides long. RefSeq names its product CAMK/CAMKL/PASK protein kinase. Gene Ontology annotation, biological process: protein phosphorylation; negative regulation of glycogen biosynthetic process; intracellular signal transduction. Gene Ontology annotation, cellular component: cytoplasm; cytosol; nucleus. Gene Ontology annotation, molecular function: protein serine/threonine kinase activity; ATP binding. The record is from RefSeq and is a predicted model, not a curated record. Lineage: Eukaryota; Fungi; Ascomycota; Dothideomycetes. The transcript has 2 exons. The coding region runs from base 1 to 3276 and encodes 1091 amino acids.
AUGCCUGAGCAUGAACAUGGACUCGGUGCAUCAGGUCUUCGUCGAAUCCGGCAGCAACCUUCAUCGAGAGCGCUGGGCGCUGGUGCUGGCACGGGUGGAACAUCUCGAUCCGGAUCCGUGAAUCUAUCAGUCGCCCCUUCCCGCCACCCGUCCAUGAGCCUUCACUCAGGGCCCUCGUCACCUACAAUAUACUCGAGCGAAGACCUUAACCGCUUUCCGACCGAGUCUCUACACUCCUUCUCGUUCGCACACCAGUCGGAAGAGUCCCUCCACAGCAGGCAAAAUGUGUUGAAAAGAUCAAUAGAUUUCAUGCGAGAUAAGUUGGGGUGGGCAGCGAGUAAUCCGGCCAUCCUGAACGCACACGCGAAGCUUGGUGGCGAUCAAGAGGUGCAAAGCAUGGUAGAGCUUCUGUCGCGUGCCAACCUCAUCGGACCGGAUGCUCUGAAAGCUCAUGGUCUGGGAAGUUUGGGACCUUUGACUGGGCCAGCUGAUCUAUCUGCCGAUAAUGUGUUCGAAAAGAGCUUUAUGCCACGAUCAGAGAGUCCGAAGAGUAUCCAUGAGCCAGAAUCUCCUAAAGCAGAGCCCGGCAGUGAACCUGCUAUUCUUGCGAGGGCAAGCGUAGAUGACGAGGUAUUGCUCAGUCCUAGCUCACUGGAGAGCGGGGCGUCUGAUAGAGCACUAAAGAAUCCAUCUCGCCCUCCGGCCCCGACGGCCACGCGAUCUUCGCUGAAACGGACGUACACGGAUACCGGCCCACUAUCCAUUCAAAGUAAACUUCAUGACGCUCUUGCACAGCCGUAUAUGUCUAAGGAUCGCGCUGGAGAAAGUCAAAUCAUCUCCCCCACCACAGUUCCCACUGUGCCACCAGUACCAGGACCUCAUCCGGGCCACCAUCCCGCACCACAUGGACAUGGAAGCCGCUACGCUCCAGCUGCACAAGCUAUAUUCACCACUGAGGCGCAGGCUCCGUGGACCAUUACUGCUGCGAACGAUCUUGCCUGCCUUGUCUUCGGCGUCACAAGGGCCGAAGUUCGGAAGCUGGGUAUCUUGGAGGUUGUCCGGCCGGAGCGAAGGAAAUGGCUGGAAGAGAAAUUGAAGAAUCCUGACUCGGAAUCGCCACGGUCGCAAGUAUUGACUACUCAGAGCCAGCGGACGAGCCCUAGUCCUACGACCGGCUUGGCUGUCGGCGGCGGCGUCACGGCUCGGCUGCUUAGCAAACCUUCAUCGCGACAGGUUGCCGACAAGCGGAGAGCGCAAACAGACGAUGGCAGCGGCUCUACCUAUGUAAGCAAAAAGAACACGAAAGGUGGUUUGAAUCAUCCGGCAAACAAAUCAAGAGGUGUCCUGCUGUGCGGAGACGUAGUGCCAAUCCAGAAGAGGAACGGCGCGCUUGGGUCAGCAAGCUUGUGGGUAAAAGAGAAGCGCGGCGGCUUGAUCUGGGUUCUGGAGGAAAUAGCAGAAGAUGUUGUCUAUAUAAGUGUUGACGAAGUAGGCUGCGUAAUGAAAGGAGAGGGAGCGAUCGAGGCGAUCUGGGGCACGGAGCGGGUCCGAAGAGGCAUGGACUUCAAGCGCCUCAUCCCGGAUAUUCCACGAAGAACAGGUACCAACACCGGCGCAUUAGAUUACGAGCGGAUUGCGGAGCUUCGAUCGUUCACUGCUCGAACUCAAAACAACAUCUGUAUACCAAUCACUGUCGAUCAAAUCUCAGGAGAGCCUACCUUCCGAGUUUCGAGCUUUCCGCAUAUUGCUGGCAUUCUCGUCUUAUCCUCUUCUACCCUCCAAAUCUCAAGCUCGAACACCGUUUUCUCCACUGCGUUAUUCGGCCAGUCGCGGCCCGAUGGCCUCCACAUCAAUGAGCUUAUACCUAGCUUCGACAAGAUAUUAAGGGUGAUGACAGACGAAGACAAAAUUACGCUGGUCGACGGCAUCGUGGUACCCGAGCACAGCUUCCGCCGAGCGCGCGCCCUGCUGGCAAUGCGCGAAGGCAAAGGCGACGCUGCCGCGAUUUUCCUACGACCCAGCGGUCUUCCGGCCAAGCAUCGUGACGGCGCAGAGAUCAUGGUCGACGUGCAGAUGCGGGUGGUGAAGAGUGAAAGGUCUGCUCCAAAGUACGACGAAAACGUGAUUGCGGAAGAUGGUGAGACACACCACGCGGACCAUGAUGGAGCAACUUCCGAGGUGGUCUACGCUUUGUGGAUCACCUACUCGAGGCAGCUGCACGCGGCCAACCAUGGCAUCGGUCCUGUUCCGCCUAUCCAGUCGCGACCUGGGACGCCGCCUCACCAACCCUCACCUGGUCAGUCGAUGAACAUGAUCCAUCCUGAGGAAGCCGAUUCAGAUACUGCAAGAGAUACCCCAUCCGUCUCACUCCUUACACAGCAGCUCCAGAGGUCCCCCACACCCCCAGAAGACGCAUCCGUGGAUCCGCCAGUCGAGCUGGACGGCAACGGCCAGCCACGACGGAAAACCAUCAACGACUUCGUUGUGUUGGAAGAUAUGGGGCAAGGCGCGUACGGCCAAGUCAAACUCUGCCGCUACAAGCGUAACUCCUCGAAGAAGGUCGUCAUCAAGUACGUGACGAAGCGGCGGAUUCUGGUCGACACCUGGACGCGAGACCGUCGUCUUGGCACCGUUCCGCUUGAGAUCCAUGUCCUGGACUACUUGCGCCGUGACGGCUUCAAACAUCCGAAUAUUGUAGAGAUGUCCGAUUUCUUCGAGGACGAUGUAAAUUACUACAUCGAGAUGGUGCCGCAUGGCCUGCCCGGCAUGGACCUGUUCGACUACAUCGAACUGAGGGUCAACAUGGAUGAGGUGGAGUGCCGCAAGAUCUUCGUGCAGGUGGCUGAGGCGCUGUGGCAUCUGCACACGAAGGCGAAAGUUGUACACAGGGACAUCAAGGACGAGAAUGUGAUCCUGGAUGGGGAGGGUAACAUUAAGCUCAUCGAUUUCGGGAGCGCGGCGUAUGUCAGAAACGGACCGUUUGAUGUUUUCGUUGGGACGAUUGAUUACGCCGCCCCCGAAGUCCUCCGCGGCUCCCCCUACCGCGGCAAAGAACAGGACGUCUGGGCGCUCGGCAUCCUACUCUACACAAUCGUCUACAAAGAGAAUCCGUUUUACUCCAUCGAUGAGAUCAUGGACCAAGACCUGCGCGUUCCCUAUAUCAUGAGCGAGGAGAGCAUCGACCUCAUCCGCCUGAUGCUGAACCGGGACGUCGAUCAGCGCAUCACGAUCAGCCAGGUGCUGGAGCAUCAGUGGUGUAGGGCAGCGAAGGCUUAA